Messenger RNA from Ilex paraguariensis (yerba mate), 558 nucleotides. NCBI's taxonomy places the organism in Eukaryota, Viridiplantae, Streptophyta, Magnoliopsida, Aquifoliales, Aquifoliaceae. The record is from the annotation of a GenBank genome assembly.
AUGGACCAUAUGCUUUCAUCUAUCAAGUCUUUCCAUGAAUUACCAGAUACUACUAGGAUGCAACAUUAUAGUAGGGACACCUCUCAUGGUGUAGCCUACUAUACUAACUUUGAUUUGUACAAGUGCAAGGAAGCUAAUUGGAGGGACUCACUCGAGAUUCGCUUGGGUCCCACACCUCCAGAACCAAAGUACGUUCCGGAGGUAUGCAGGGAAGCACUAGCAGAGUGGGACGGAGAGGUGGUGAAGUUGGGGGAGGAGUUGAUGGGGAUGUUGUGUGAGGGAUUGGGGGUGGAGAGAGAACGGUUGAAGGAAAUGUCAUUUUUUGAUACGAGGUAUAUGUCUGGACAUUACUAUCCGUAUUGUCCCCAGCCGGAGUUGACGGUGGGUCUCAAGUGGCAUACGGAUCCGGUGGUCUUGACGGUGUUGUUGCUGAAUGAGGUUGCUGGGUUGCAAGUGAAACACGGUGAGGAUUGGAUUGAUGUGGAACCUAUCCCUGGUGGUCUGAUUGUCAACAUUGGUGAUAUACUUCAGGUCAAACAUGAGAUAGGAAAACCGUGA